This is a messenger RNA of Paramecium pentaurelia, 1440 nucleotides long. The record is from the annotation of a GenBank genome assembly. NCBI's taxonomy places the organism in Eukaryota, Ciliophora, Oligohymenophorea, Peniculida, Parameciidae.
AUGAUUUCAAUUAUUUUAACUUUGAUACAGACAAGUGUUGCUGAUAUUCUGUAUUAAAAUUCCUUCAAUUCAACAAUUGGAAUUUAGAGUAUUCCAUUAAAUUAAUAUUGUUCAAGCCUCUCUUAAGAAAAUAAAUUAAGAGUUAUGUUAACUUAAUAAUCAAAUAAUCAUUCUUUGUUAGCAAUUUGUUAGACGAACUUAAUUGAUUUUGAAAAAUUUUAAACUCUUUUUCAGCAAGAUAAUUAUCAUGAUUACAAUUGCCUUGUAGACUACAAUGCCUACAUAUUAGAAAACUAAACACAGUAGAUUGUUCUUUCUCAAUAGAAAAUGCCAACUUUAGUUUCUUAAUACCAUAAUAUAUUUUCAAUAGAAAACAAUUCAUGUUUUGCCAUAAUAUAUUCAAAACUUAAUUCGAUUUUGAUUUUAACAAUUGAAAGAAUCGGAAUUGAUGAUUGUGUUGUGUAAUUAUAUUAACUAAUUAAGCAACUGUAAAAAUUAGGGAAUUUGCAUUAAAGGCUUCUGUUAAUGUCCCUUAGGUUAUUUAGGAUUUGAUUGUAAUAUAGUAUCAUCAAAUAUACAUCAAAACAGUUAUUUUCAUGGAUUACAAAUAUUUUAUUUAGAUCUCAUAACAUUGUAGACUAAUGAUUAUAAAUUGAUUCUCAAUUCAGAAUUACAAUAUACAAUAACUUGCUAUGCCAAUUCAUCUCAUUUGUUAUUUACUUCUAAUCAAAACAGUAUCAUAUAUAUCACUGAAGAAUCAAUAAUCUAAUGUAAAGAAGCUACUGAAAGACUAAGAGUUUUUACACAACUUAGAUAUUAUUCCUAAUUUGUAAUAAUAACAAAUACUACCAGUGUAGUAAAAUUAGCAGAAUUGGAAGAACAAUAUUAUUCAAUCAUUUUAGUAAUCUCUGUUCUAGCAUCAAUUCUAGGUGUUAUUUUGCUUUUUAUGACACUAAUAUACCUGCUUAAAAUAUAUAAGGCAAAAUAAGCUAUUAAGAAUAAGCAAUAAUUUGAAAACUUAAUGCCUGCUUAAUAGUUUAUGUUAGUAUCAGAUAGGGUACCAGAAAUUAAAGUUGAAACUACAUGCUCAAUAUGUUUAGAAUCAUUUAAAUCUAGUAGUCUAGUUAGAAUGACAUAUUGUGAACAUAUUUUUCAUUCAAGUUGUUUGGAAAAAUGGAUGAAGAAUAAUAAAGUAUAACAUAAAUAAACUUUUAGGUUUGUCCAUUAUGUAGAGCAGGUUUGGAUACAUAAACAAUUUAGUCAAAGAAAAAAAUUGAACCUUAAAAUUUUAAAGGGAAAAACGGACAAGGAUCCAUUCUUUAAUAAUUAAGUUUUUUCCCAAAACAUGAUGGUACUUUACAUUCUAUAGAUGGAAGUCUAUCCUAUCAUUCUCCAGUUAUAAAAUCAUUACCAAUUAAUUAACCAAAAAAUUUGAAUUGA